GAUGCAAGCCGCUCGAGCUUACAUUAUGCACUUUAUAGGGGGUAUACUCAUGCCGGAUGCAAACGGCAGUGUGGUUCACUUGAUGUACUUACCCCUAUUAUCCAAUUUGCAUAACACCCGUUCAUACAGUUGGGGGUCCGCAGUGUUAGCCAUGCUGUAUCGCGAACUUUGUCGGACGACAGAUUCUUCUACAAUGGACAUAGGCAAAUGCCUUAUACUGCUGUAGUCGUGGGCACUUUACCGGAUGCCAUUCUUGGCAUCCAUUAGUCAUCAAUCAUAUAUAUUUCCACUCAUUAAUAGAUGGAGCACUAAUUUGGGUAUCAGGAGGUCAUACACGGUUUCGAUAUACCAUUUGAUAAUUGAGAAUCAUGCUGGAGAGGGGUUCGUUUGGAUGUCGUAUUCUGUUCCAAAAAUUAUGACGGUUAUUCCCUCAUCUGCCCACGUCCACUCAAACCUAUGGUGCAUUAGCACACCUGUUAUCAAUUUUCAUAUAGUGGAAUGGUAUCAUGGCGAUCGAGUACUCCGACAGUUCGGUUGCAUACAGUAUAUCACGACAUUGCCAGUACAAUUGGAGGAUAUCCAUGGGAUGAGCAGGAGGAGGGCGUAUGGAAAUGAUUGGGGAGAAUUGCAUGAAGAAUAUAUUAUGAUGUGGAACAACCGAUUAGGGAGGGUACCUCAGAUGGAUCAUGCUUUGGAUCUGCAGCCCUUGUUAGAGUACAUAUAGUGGUAUUGUGAGAUAGGGAAACCAUUUUUAUUUGGUGAGCGGUCGAUGGUAGUCCCUCCGCAUACGACACGAAUUGGGCAACCGUUUUCAGAUUCGCAUCAUGCACCAGAGCCAGAGCCGGAACUACACUCUGGAGAUAAUUCUUAUCAUCCAGAUUUGGGGGGCAAUGACUAUCUCCUAGGCUCGUCAGGCCACGGAUAUCAUUUAGAGUUUGAUAUCUUCAGCCCACUACCACAUAAGUACUCUAGUCAUCCUGGCUCGUAUCCACCUCAGUACUCUGCUCUUUCCAGCCUGUAUCCACCGCCGUACUUCACUCCUCCCGGCCCGUAUCAAUUGUUGUACUCCACUCCUCUCGGCUCAAGUUCAUCGAUGGCGUUUGAGACAUAUAAUUUUUCAUCUAUGUUUCCAAUACCCCCAUAUACGGAUGAAUAGAAUGUUGAUCACCGUAAUCACCCGCAACGUGAACGUCGAGCUUCACAAAAAUAUACCCCUAGAACGACACCAUCAAACCAUCAAUUUUAGGGGGUUUUGUAAUAUAAAUAACUUCAUAUUUAUUUAUGUAAUAAUUUUUUAGCAUUUUAAUUAACAAUUAAAAUUUUUUUUUUGCAAUUUAAA
Molecule: messenger RNA, 1339 nt
Organism: Gossypium arboreum
Lineage: Eukaryota; Viridiplantae; Streptophyta; Magnoliopsida; Malvales; Malvaceae
Product: serine/threonine-protein phosphatase 7 long form homolog
Exons: 3
Coding region: 245-724 (159 amino acids)
Source: RefSeq, a predicted model, not a curated record